GUUCUACAUUAAUUUGUUGUAGCUAAAGUAGUAGAUUAAAUGUACUUAAAAUUCAUUAUUUUCUUAAUCGUUUCUGUUUUUAUUGUAAACCCUGUUGUGGGUCCUGAUGUGGCCACGAACCAAGCUCUAAAUGACGCUUUUCAAAAGAUUUUAAGAGGUCUCAGAAGAAGUAGUGAUAGUUACAUUACAUUGGAACAGUUUUUGCUGAAUGUGGCUGAUAACAGAGGUAUAAGCAGAACUGAUGCAAUGAAAGUGGUUGAUGCUUACUACAAGGGCUCUGGAACGCCAUUUUUACAAAAUAUUAAAUAUAAUGACUUUUAUUAUCUAGUUAUAAACCUCUGCAGCCAUCUCAAGUAUGUUUCAGUACAAGAUUUCGCUAGCCGUAUAUAG
Molecule: messenger RNA, 390 nt
Organism: Adelges cooleyi (spruce gall adelgid)
Lineage: Eukaryota; Metazoa; Arthropoda; Insecta; Hemiptera; Adelgidae
Exons: 3
Coding region: 40-390 (116 amino acids)
Source: RefSeq, a predicted model, not a curated record